GCAUCAACACAGCACGAAUACCAUCACCAUAAGAGCUACUAAUCAUCUCAGAGUACUCACAGGGAAACAUUUACCCAACUGGAGGACUUGCACAAGGACAUUGGCAGUGAUGGCAUCUCCGGCACGACCUCGCAGAUUCGCACCACUGAAUCCAGAGAAGAAAAGGGAAGGGGAUAAACGGCCUAUCUUGAAGGGCGUCGUCUUCGAUGUUGAUGGAACACUGUGUUUACCCCAAAAUUAUAUGUUUGCACAGAUGCGGUCCGCUCUCGGCAUUGACAAAGGCACAGACAUCCUGGACUAUAUCUACUCCUUACCUGAUUCCGAACAGGAAGAAGCUCAGGAAAAGGUUCGAGAUAUCGAGCGUACCGCGAUGAAGAAGCAGAAGCCGCAAGCCGGUCUUGUUGAGCUCAUGGACUACCUGGAUUCGCGGGGCCUAAAGAAGGGCAUCUGCACACGAAACUUUGAUACACCUGUCGAACACCUCCUCACCACUUUCCUACCUUCAUCAGAAUUUAGUCCCGUUAUCACACGCGAGUUCCGUCCGCCAAAGCCGGACCCUGCUGGUAUCCUGCACAUCGCAAAGCAAUGGAUGCACGAGGACGGCGGUGACAGUCUGAUUAUGGUUGGCGAUUCCAUCGACGACAUGACUGCUGGGUUCCGUGCAGGCGCAGCUACAGUGCUACUUGUCAAUGACGUCAACAAGCACCUUGCUGAGCAUCAGCAUACAGAUCUUGUGGUGCAGCAGCUCGAUGAUUUGAUUGAGAUACUGGAGAAUGGCUUCGAAGGCAGAGUUGAGGCUGAUAAGGAGGACGUCGAUGCGAAAGGACUGGUACAGGAAGCCACGAAGAAGAGCUGAUGAGCGCUCCAAAACAAUCGCCCUAAGCUCAAGACCUGUCAAGACAACGUAGCAUUGUGUGCAUGUUGGCAUGCAAGGAACGUCGUGACGACAAUUGAUAACGGUCUCCGAAGCAACAC
Molecule: messenger RNA, 975 nt
Organism: Macroventuria anomochaeta
Lineage: Eukaryota; Fungi; Ascomycota; Dothideomycetes; Pleosporales; Didymellaceae
Product: HAD-like protein
Exons: 2
Coding region: 110-856 (248 amino acids)
Source: RefSeq, a predicted model, not a curated record